UUUCUUCCUCUGCCGAUCCUGAUUUAAUAUAAUAUUUCACGAACCCCAGUUCUGUACUGCGCAUCACUCAGUUAAGACACUGUACGUGAUACGAUCUGUAUUCGCCUUAUCUGUUAUUUCGAUUUUAAAAAAUUGAAUGUAGACUAAACACAUGAUAUAAAAUCGUUCAAAGAUCAGUAGAACUGGAAUUAAUACUAACAACUACAGGAGAAUCACACAGGAUUAAACAUGCGUGUAGCCGUUAUAGGUGCGGGUAUCUGUGGCCUGGGAGCCAUCAAAGGUUGUAAAGAAGAAGGUUUAGACGUAGUUUGCUACGAAAAAACCGACGACAUAGGAGGUUUGUGGAGAUAUAGAGACGGCGACGUACAGGGUUUGGCCUCGGUUGCAAAAUCCACUAUCAUCAACACUAGCAAAGAAAUGACUGCGGCCAGUGAUUUUCCACCUCCAAAAGAGUAUCCAAGUUACAUGCAUAACUCUAUGAUGUUCGAGCAUAUUUGCCUGUACGCGGAGAAAUUCGAUUUAAUGCCGCACGUCAAGUUCCACCAUCGAGUGGAGAGGAUCGUUCCGGCCGACGAUUACGAUUCGACCGGCAAAUGGACAAUCACGACCGUAAACUUGAAGAGUAAAGAGGAGCGAGAAGAGACUGUCGAUGCGGUUAUGGUAUGCACCGGCCAUCACGUGUUUCCAAAUAUCCCUACUUUCCCCGGACAGGAAAAGUUUAGAGGAAGCAUCACUCACACUCACAGUUAUAAAACACCGAAUGAAUUCGAAGACAAGAAGGUUGUAGUGGUAGGAUCGGGCAAUUCUGGAACUGAUGCAGCUGUGGAGACGAGUUCAGUCGCUAAAAGAGUAUAUCUCAGUACACGAAGCGGUUGUUGGGUAAUGCGUAGAGUAGGACAGAACGGAAGACCAGGUGACGAAAUCUUCACUACUCGAUUUAUAAAUAUAUUAUUCAAUUUGGUUCCUCUCAACAUAUCGAGCUGGUAUAUGGAAAGAUAUUUGAAUAAGGCUUUCGAUCACGAAACUUACCAGUUAAAGCCCAAACACAGAUUCUUUCAGCAACAUCCCAUGGUUAACGACGCAUUACCAAACAGAAUUUUGAGUGGUACGGUCACGGUCAAAGGGGAUAUCGAACGUUUCGAAGAAAACGGAGUACUUUUUAAAGGAGACUCCGAAAUCACCGAAGUAGACCACGUCAUUCUGGCCACCGGAUACCAAAUUAAGUUUCCUUUCUUGGAUAAGAAGAUAGUAGACACCACGGAUAAUCGAGUGGAAUUAUACAAGUUUGUAUAUCCUCCGCAUCUGAAACAUCCCACCUUAGGUAUCAUGGCUUUGAUACAACCUUUCGGAGGCGGCUUUCCCAUCGGUGAAAUGCAAAUUAGAUGGUUUGUUCAAGUUCUAGUGAAGAAGGUUCCUUUUCCCAGCGAAGAAGAGAUGAGAAAAGACAUCAAGAAACACUUGGAAGCAAUCGGAAAGCGUUAUUACGAAUCAAAACGUCACACCAUCCAAGUGGAUUACAUCGAUUACUUGGACGAAUUAGCUUCGUUAAUCGGAGCGAAACCCAACUUCGUGAAGAUGUUAUUCACCGACCCAAAGUUAUUUUGGGCAUUGAUGACCGGUCCGAGUCUUCCUUAUCAAUACAGACUUCGAGGUCCUCAUUCGUGGAGUAAAGCUCGAGAAACCAUUCUCGGCUAUCCGGAAAGAGUUGUUUCUCCUUUGCAAACCAGAUACAAAGUAACGAAGAAAGUAGAAAAUCACUCGAUUCUCGCAUAUUCGGUAAUUUUUGUGGUAAUUGUUUUUCUUUUUUCAAAGAUAAUAUAUGUUUGAAGUUGAAGUACACUGCAAAACAACGUGACUGAUGAUAUUGUAGACGAAUGGAAAUAAAAGUAAAUUUGGUUAUUGUUAUUGUUAUAUUGAUAUUUGCUGUCAUUAAACACAGUACACAAAACAAUAUAUAUAUAAGUUUCGUCCCUUAAAUAUAGGUCUACCUAGUAAAAUGAAGUUUCUAAAUAAACCGUUCAAAGAAAUGAAGAAAUAAUUAA
This is a messenger RNA of Centruroides sculpturatus (bark scorpion), 2042 nucleotides long. Its product is annotated as dimethylaniline monooxygenase [N-oxide-forming] 5-like. The record is from RefSeq and is a predicted model, not a curated record. NCBI's taxonomy places the organism in Eukaryota, Metazoa, Arthropoda, Arachnida, Scorpiones, Buthidae. The transcript has 2 exons. Gene Ontology annotation, molecular function: N,N-dimethylaniline monooxygenase activity; NADP binding; flavin adenine dinucleotide binding. Bases 229 to 1827 code for a protein of 532 amino acids.